CGUUUCGAUCUAGCGUUCAGUAACCCAGAGGAAGAAGAUCUAGUUGAGAUUUCCAAGGAAGAAAAAACGGAUGGCGUGCUUCGCUUGGUCGUUCAAGCGAAGCAUCCAGUACGAGAACGCAUUUGCAUGAAAGCGGACGUUGCAGUAACGCUUUCCUUCGCAGCCGUUUUAGACACUCUCAAUGUCGGAGCACUAAAUGAUGCCAUUGUCAUCCAAGACGGAGGCCUCACGUUUUCAAAGCUGCUUGCACUUUCAACAGCCAAUGGUCAUAUAACCACAAAGCCCGGUGCCACUGGUGGCAAGGUCGUGCUUAGCACAGCUAAUGGUGGUAUCACAACACAGGAACUUAUUGGUCACGACGUCGCGUUAUCGUCUUCCAACGGUCAUAUUGACUCUAACAUCAAAUCAUUGACCGGUAAUCUGGACGUCUCCACCGCGAAUGGCAAGAUUGACGUCAGCGUCGCGUCUAUCUUGGGUACUUCCAAGGUUGAGCUCUCCACAUCAAAUGGAGCCAUCGCAGCAAAUCUGGUAAAUGAAUUAAAUAAACUUAAAAGAUGGGAGAUUGGAUAUAAUCGAGUAUUAGAUAGUGUGUAUAUAGCUCACUUUCCCGCCCUUUCACAUAGCCCGAUUCCUUUGAAUCAUCAUUUGAUAUCUCCACAGUCAUGGGCAGAAUCCAUGUCAAGAGCGACCAUCCAGGAAAAGUCCAUUACAAAGGCUCACGUAGCAGCCGCCAUGUGCAAGGUUACUAUGGUGAUGAGGAUAAAAGGACCGGCAACACUGUGAAACUCAAUACAGUUAUGGGUGGCUCUACACUUACUUUUGUUUAACACAUAACAAUCAUGUGUGUGUCCCAUUAUGUCAAUAAACUCGAAUGGCCAUUUGCACGCACCAUCAAUUGUUC
Molecule: messenger RNA, 901 nt
Organism: Zychaea mexicana
Lineage: Eukaryota; Fungi; Mucoromycota; Mucoromycetes; Mucorales; Lichtheimiaceae
Exons: 2
Coding region: 127-783 (218 amino acids)
Source: RefSeq, a predicted model, not a curated record